Messenger RNA from Dryobates pubescens (Downy woodpecker), 914 nucleotides. It is a transcript of the gene LEPROT, whose product is annotated as leptin receptor overlapping transcript. Gene Ontology annotation, biological process: negative regulation of growth hormone receptor signaling pathway; late endosome to vacuole transport via multivesicular body sorting pathway. Lineage: Eukaryota; Metazoa; Chordata; Aves; Piciformes; Picidae. The transcript is spliced from 5 exons. The record is from RefSeq and is a predicted model, not a curated record. Bases 42 to 437 code for a protein of 131 amino acids. Gene Ontology annotation, cellular component: endosome.
AGUUGGGAGCCGCCACCUCAGCUCGGUUCAGCUCCCAGAACAUGGCUGGCGUCAAAGCUCUCGUGGGGCUCUCCUUCAGCGGAGCCAUCGGGUUGACGUUCCUCAUGCUGGGUUGCGCCCUGGAGUACUACGGUGUGUAUUGGCCUCUGUUUGUCUUAAUAUUUUACUUCAUCUGCCCCAUUCCUCACUUCAUUGCAAAAAGAGUAAGUGAUGACAGUGAUGCAGCCAGCAGUGCCUGCAGGGAACUGGCAUAUUUCUUCACAACUGGAAUUGUUGUUUCUGCUUUUGGAUUUCCUAUAAUCCUUGCACGAGUGGAAGCGAUCAAAUGGGGAGCCUGUGGUCUGGUGCUGGCUGGCAAUGCAGUCAUUUUCCUUACUAUUUUAGGCUUUUUUCUUGUGUUUGGUAGAGGAGAUGACUUUAGCUGGGAGCAGUGGUAGGACAUCGCUCUGGUGCUGGUAAUACUUCACAGCAUGUAUCACCAUAUUAAAUUUUCUUGAAUGAGGCUUCGGUAUCAAGAACUUCACUCAUUCACACAAAGCUGGUGCUUUGAUGGCCAGUGCUGGGCAUACUGCCACUGUCUACCAGUAGCAACUGCCUGUGUGGUUUCUCUGAAAUGGUUUUCCUCUCUGGAAGUGAAUACUGUGUAUCCAAAAGUGCCUUAAUUUUGAGAGCGUGCUGAUCUGGGGAAUGCAGCUACAUGGCAAUAUCACUAUGUCCUGUGAGCUGAGAAUCUGCCACUGCCUUUUAUAAAGCUUCCUUCUCAACUAACCAUGUUUGCUGUAACUCAGAUGCAGUGCAGCUUUUGUAAACAUUGGUUUUUAUUUGCUGUGACUGCCAGGUUCUUGAGAUGAUGGAGUGUUAAAACAUGGACAUUAAAAUGUAUUCUACUUUUCUUUUUGAAGUGUCUAAUAAAC